CCCCAUGCUUCCCUGCUGUUUCUUUGUGGCCGUGCUGGCCCCUCUGGUGUUAGCCUUGGAACAAUCUCCAGACAUGGUGAUAAAAGAAGGCCAGUCCGUGAAUCUGGACUGUUCCAAGAAGAAAUCCUCCAACACAGCUAUGUACUGGUUCAUGCUGCCUUCAGAGAAGAAUUCCAGUCUGACCCGGGUGGUUUACGCAAUUGAAGGUGCUAAUGCAGCGGUGGAGAAGGGUUAUGAGAACCAUUUCAAGAGCAGCAAUAUAAAAGGAGACAGUAUCAGCCUCUCAAUUGAACAUGCCUUUCUCAAUGACUCUGGCACAUACUACUGUGCUGAGAGUGAUCACAGUGGGUUAGCCCUGGAACAGUCUCCAGACAUGGUGAUAAAAGAAGGCCAGUCCGUGAAUCUUGAAUGUUCUGAGAAGAAAUCCACCAGUACUGCUAUGUACUGGUUCGUGCUGCCUUCAGAGAAGAAUUCCAGUCUCACCCUACUGGUUUCUGCAUUAGAACGUGGUACCUCAGUUGUGGAGAAGAGUUUUGAGAGCCAUUUCAAGAGCAGCAAUAUAAAAGGAGACAGUAUCACCCUCUCAAUUGAACAUGCCUUUCUCAAUGACUCUGGCACAUACUACUGUGCUGAGGGUGAUCACAGUGAGAGUGCUGCAAUAAAGAGGCAAGAAGAGCGUGUGUUCUUCUCUGGCAUGGAGAAG
This is a messenger RNA of Onychostruthus taczanowskii (white-rumped snowfinch), 703 nucleotides long. RefSeq lists its product as uncharacterized. Gene Ontology annotation, biological process: cell surface receptor signaling pathway. The record is from RefSeq and is a predicted model, not a curated record. Lineage: Eukaryota; Metazoa; Chordata; Aves; Passeriformes; Passeridae. The annotation marks the transcript as partial. Gene Ontology annotation, cellular component: plasma membrane. The transcript is spliced from 4 exons.